Messenger RNA from Leptidea sinapis, 1464 nucleotides. RefSeq names its product cytochrome b-c1 complex subunit 1, mitochondrial-like. The record is from RefSeq and is a predicted model, not a curated record. Lineage: Eukaryota; Metazoa; Arthropoda; Insecta; Lepidoptera; Pieridae. Gene Ontology annotation, molecular function: metalloendopeptidase activity; metal ion binding. Gene Ontology annotation, cellular component: mitochondrion. The coding region runs from base 71 to 1432 and encodes 453 amino acids. The transcript has a single exon.
ACUUAUUGUACAAAUUAAAACGCGAUAAUAAUAUUAAAACCCAACAAGACCAAAAUCUAUUUUAUUUAUUAUGUUAUUGAAUAAUUUAUUUCGUAACAUAAAACGGACGAGUUUAAUUUUAAAAGAGUUACCAGCAAACAUAUCGACAGCAUGUCUUCCAAAUGGUGUUAGAGUAGCGACAAUGGAAACUAACAGCCCAUUAUCUUGUGUAAAUCUAAUUAUUGAAGUUGGUUCUAGAUUUGAGAAGCCUCAUAUCAAUGGAAUUACCCAUUUGAUCGAACACAUGGCUUUUAGAGGCUUCAUUGAUAUGAACGAAUUUGAAUUAGAAGAAAAAUUGUUUAAUUUAAACGCAACAAUUACGGCAACAACUUCAAGAGAAUUUCAAAUAUUUUCAGGAAUAUGUUUGAAUGAAAUGGCUGGCGAGAUGGUCAAGAUGCUAAGCAAAAUAAUAACACAACUCAAUUUAUCGGAUGAGAUGAUGCAAUUGGGAAAAAUGAAUAUUUGUACACAACAUGUAGAUACCGACGUUGAUCCUAAAGUUGUUGUGUUUGAUUAUUUAAAGGAAACCGCAUUUCAAGGGACACAGCUCGGUCAAAGGGUAAUAGGCCCGAGUGCAAACAUACAAAAGCUAGACCAAGCAUGCGUUAAUCAUUUCAUGUACAAGAAUUACAAUAGUUCCCGUAUUGUUUUGGCUUCAUCGGGAGGUACUGAUCCUCAAAACAUAGUGUCUAGUGCACAAGAUCACCUUAAGUGCCUUCCAUUAGUCAGUGAAGCUCCUGAUUACGGACCCCAGCGCUACACCGGAUCCCAAGUUAUUUAUCGUGAUGAUUCGAUGCCAUUUGCACAUGUUGCUAUAGCAUUUGAAGUACCUGGAUACAAUAGUCCCGAACAUUUGAAACUUUUAGUUGCGAGCAAUAUAAUAGGAAGUUGGCAUAAGAGUCAAGGCGGAACAGAUAGACACGCACCGCCUUUAGCUCUUAAAUCAUCGACUUCUCAACUGUGCGAAAGUUUCGAGUCAUUUUACAUACCGUAUAGAGAUGUUGGUCUCUGGGGUAUUUAUUUUUUAAGUGCUAGAAUGAGUGUUGAAGACAUGGUGUAUAAUGUGUAUAAUGAAUGGAUGAAAUUAUGUAAUAUCAUCACAGUUAAUGAAAUAGCCAGAGGUGUAAAUGCAACUCGACUACAAUUAGCGAAGCGAGCUGAUAGUAUAGUGAGUUCGUCACGGGACAUAGGUAUACAAUUAUUGUUGACUACAAAGAUUUGCACAUUGCAAGAUUAUGAAAAAAGAUUCGAAAUUCUGUCUCCUGAUUGUAUCAAAGAAACAAUGUACACCUACAUUUACGAUAAAUGUCCCGUUGUAGCAGCGGUGGGACCGACCGAAGGGCUACCUCAUUACACGAGGCUAACAGCCUAUGGUAAUUGGCUACGUUGGUAAAACGUUUGAUAAUAUUAAUACACUGUUUGAUU